Molecule: messenger RNA, 1419 nt
Organism: Helianthus annuus (common sunflower)
Lineage: Eukaryota; Viridiplantae; Streptophyta; Magnoliopsida; Asterales; Asteraceae
Product: transcription factor GTE7
Exons: 3
Coding region: 903-1340 (145 amino acids)
Source: RefSeq, a predicted model, not a curated record
CCACCAUUUACACCCUCUACAUGGCAGCCUCUGAUUCAUCAAGUGUCAAUUAUCACACAUCUGAUGUUCCUCCUCAUACAUUUUAUGAUAAUCCUCCUCAUAUCUUCAUGGCAUCAUCUGAUUCAUCAAGUGUCGAUUCUCACACAUAUGAUGUUCCUCCUCAUACAUUCUCUGAAUGGCAGCAAACAAAGGGUCUUGGGUGGCGGAUAACUACAAAAAAUAGGGGAGUUGACUAUGUGGGAUUGCAAAUGGAAUAACUAGUCGACAACCGGGGAUUCAUGGGUGGAGUUUAUGCAGCUUUUGGCACUGCUGAGAGACACCAGAAUGAAGACGGGUCAAUAUGGGUGGGGUUGGCACUCGGAAAAAUAAGUCGACUUUUACAGAUAAACCUAUACUACUGGACUUGGGUUUGGUUAAGUUGAAUUUGUCCAAGAAUAUGUAUUCUAGUCCACUUGAUUUUGCCUCCGAUGUUCGGUUGGUGUUUGAGAAUGCGAUGCUUUAUAACCCCAAGACGGAUGAGGUUCAUGGAAUGGCUCAUCAGCUGCUGUCCUAUUUCGAGAUGCUUUUUAGACCGAUUCAGGCGAAAUUGCCUACUAAUCAGCGUGUGAAUUGGUUUCUGCUGUAGAUGAAUUCGAUGGAAGUUCGUGUGACGAUAUACAGACGCCUGAUAGAUCCAAGAAGCCGAAAUUUAGUGACCCGGUUGCUCCUGUUUUAAACAAGCAAAAUCACUCGACUGCAUCUAAACCGAUCAUCCCACCUGUUGUUCAGCCGCCAAAGCGGACGCCAUGCCAAUGCAGGCUGCAGAACCAUAACCAGAACAGAUCAAAUCGUAAUCAACUAUAACACAAGGAACUGUGCCGAAGCUGCCCAAGCCCAGAGCCAAGGAUCUGAACAAGAGGGACAUGAACAUGGAAGAUAAACAUAAAUUGGGGUUAGGGCUGCAAAGUAUGCCACCAGAUAAGAUACGACAUUUGUUGCAGAUCGUAUGUAAGAGGAACGAUCAGUUGGCGCAAGAGGGUGAUGAAAUAGAGCUUGACAUAGAGGCUUUGGACACAGAAAUGCUCUGGGAGCUCGAUCGGUUUGUCACCAACUGGAAGAAACUAGUGAGCAAGACGAAAAGGCAAGCACUUUUAGUAAACAUCGCAACGGUCGACAUUGAUGAUGUUGAGGGAAUGAAGAAAAACAAUAAGGAAUCAGGGGAAGAAGAUGUCGAUAUUGGCGAUGAGAUGCUGGAGAGCAGCUUCCCACAUGUGGAGAUUGAGAAAGAUGAUGGUGGUGGUCAGGGUCAAGCUGCAGGUCAUGGAAAUGAGAAUGCAAACAGCAGCUCCAACGUACCAUAAUAAUGGACAUGUGCAUACAUGUUUUAUGUUUAACUUAACAUGGUUAUUUGAUACGGAAUAAAAAUAUGCACACGCGCAA